This is a messenger RNA of Salmo salar (Atlantic salmon), 2398 nucleotides long. It is a transcript of the gene bmcc1, whose product is annotated as BNIP2 motif-containing molecule at the C-terminal region 1. Gene Ontology annotation, cellular component: cytoplasm. Gene Ontology annotation, biological process: apoptotic process. NCBI's taxonomy places the organism in Eukaryota, Metazoa, Chordata, Actinopteri, Salmoniformes, Salmonidae. The record is from RefSeq and is marked provisional.
CAAAAUGGUGGAAGCUGUUAGCUUUUUGUAAGCUGAGCAUCUCUACCAAGAGCCUGGGAGGAAGAGAGAAAAAGUGUGAGAUACAGCUGAAAUACAUCCAUGCACUAAGACAGAGAAGGACAGAGAUUCCUGUGCCCCAGUAGUGGGAUGGACCUGGCGUCUCACAGUAAGACGAGCUCCGAGGGGGCCGAGGGCAGACCAGCCCCUCCCAAUUCGCUGCCCCUGCAGGGUGCUCCAGGUGGCCCGUCCCAGAGGAAGAAGCUCUCUGCCCCGUGUAUCAGCCUCUCAUUGGACCAGAGCGAGGACGACGUCCUAGAGACGCCCGACGACCUUGACAUUAACGUGGACGACCUGGACACGCCCGACGACGCAGACUAUCUGGACUACACCGACAAUGAGCUGGACUGGGAGGAACCCCCAACAGCCAAUCGUACAGCGGAGAAGGAGCCGUGCGAGCCGAUCCCCACAUGUAGCACGGAGGAGGAGCGUCAGGAUGGGAAGCUGUGGAGGGCCGUGGUCAUUGGAGAGCAGGAACACCGCAUCAACAUGAAGAUCAUCGAGCCCUACCAGAGAGUUAUCUCCCAUGGAGGGUACUAUGGAAAUGGAGUGAACGCCAUCCUAGUGUUUGCGGCGUGUUUCCUUCCUGACAGUGACAGUGAGGACUACCAUGAAGUCAUGGAGCAUCUCUUCCUGUAUGUGAUCAGCACGUUGGAGCUGAUGGUGGCAGAAGACUACAUGAUCAUCUACUUGAACGGAGCCACGCCCCACAGGAGGAUGCCUGGACUGGGCUGGCUCAAGAAGUGUUACCAGAUGAUUGACAGGAGGCUCAGGAAGAAUUUGAAAUCCUUCAUCAUCGUCCACCCGUCCUGGUUUAUACGGACCAUACUAGCCCUCACUCGGCCCUUCAUCAGCACCAAGUUUAGCAAUAAGAUCAAGUAUGUGAACAGCCUGGCUGAGCUGCAGGAACUCAUCCCCAUGGAACACGUCCACAUCCCAGAGUGCAUCAUUAGUCUGGACGAGGAGCUGAAGGAAGCAGCGGUGAGCUCAACAGUGAGCAGUUUCCUCCAGGGACCCGAGCCGAUGCCGGGGAGACCUGAGUGAAGCCAAUAAAACCAACGCGAACAACUCCUAGACAAAGUGGCAUUCAACAACAGUGGAAAUGAAUGCUCGUUUCGAAAUGGAAUGUCACUUUGUUCGAAAACUCAUGAUUGUUUCGUAUGCUGGAUGCAGUAAGACAGAUGUACCGUAAGGUAUAUUCCUGUGUGUUUGUGCGACGUGGAGUCGACUAUGAAGACACUCCAUAUUCCCUAUUAGCACUCAGACGUAGAUCCUAUGAAGACCACUGUAAAAUCCAUCUACAACACCUCUGACAGACCAGAGAUUAGCAUGUGGGGUUUCUUAAUCCUGGUCUUUGGGACCCACAGGUUGCACUGUUUUGUUUCUUCCCAGAACUAACAUACCUGGUAGCACACCAUGGUCUUGAUGACGAGUUGAAUAAUCAGGUGUGUUAGUGCUGGGUUGGAACAAAAAUGUGCACUCAUGUAGGUUGCCCAGGACCAGUAUUUAAUAAUCCCCACUACUAGGAUACUUGACAGUAAAUCCACAUUACCAUGAUAGUUUGUGAAGAACAUAAUUAUGAUGUGGUCACUCACAGUGCAGAACACACAUCCAUUCUUAGCGUCAAAGUUUUAAUGUUGUACUUUGGUAAUAAUGCAUGAGAAGCAGUGAAGCACUAAUAUUGUCCAUCUUGGAUUUAGACGAGUCAUUAUGUCCUUGAGACGAACAUCACAUCAAUGACGGUACGUCAAAAUCAAUCUGACAUAUCUAUGACAUGCUAAAACCCAGUCCCCUUAGGAAAUGACCAAGUAACGCGUCUCAUCGAUCUUUUUUUAGAUCUGAAAAUCAUUUGGAUCUUGAUGAGAGUGUUUGACAGAUAAAUCCCUAGAUGUUUUCACUUUGAAUCAAUCUGACGUACAGUGGAUGCCAUGAGUAACCACGGAAAUAUAAUGAAUUAUAUUUGUGUGUAACUAAGUGAAUGUGUGAAAACAAGCUAUCAGUACAUUGUGAGAGCGUGUCUUUUCAGAUGACUGGUCCUGUGAGAGUCGUGCGUGAUGUGUGUGUGUGUGUGUGUCCUGUCAGUGUGUUUCCGUCAGACAUCCUACAUGUUCACCAUCUAGGGCUCUUGUCUCUGCACCAAACAGUAUAUGACCUCAGAGGAGGACAGAGAGAGAAGCGUAAAGCUCUGUAAAGCACAAUAUCGCGUCCUGUGUGUGUGCGUGUAUCAAUGCAUGCUUCCUCAUAGAUUCUCGAUGGCUCUUUGACCCAGGGGUCUUCUACAUUGUGUGUAAAAUGUGUUAUAUGAUGGAACACUAUAUCAAUAAAUACAACUUUACUCCGA